Molecule: messenger RNA, 1211 nt
Organism: Triplophysa dalaica
Lineage: Eukaryota; Metazoa; Chordata; Actinopteri; Cypriniformes; Nemacheilidae
Gene: gabarapa
Product: GABA(A) receptor-associated protein a
Exons: 4
Coding region: 123-491 (122 amino acids)
Biological process (GO): cellular response to nitrogen starvation; macroautophagy; autophagy of mitochondrion
Cellular component (GO): autophagosome; autophagosome membrane; cytosol
Molecular function (GO): ubiquitin protein ligase binding; GABA receptor binding
Source: RefSeq, a predicted model, not a curated record
GUUCCGUGUUAUUGGAUAUCCCUCCGCCCUCCAACGCAGUUGUCAAAAACGCCUUGGUAAUUUGUAAACAUCGUCGACGACCGAUAUUCUUGGAGACUAUUCAGAUCUCCCAGUCCGUGACAAUGAAGUUUAUGUACAAAGAAGAACAUCCCUUCGAGAAGAGACGGUCCGAAGGGGAGAAAAUCAGAAAGAAGUACCCGGACAGAGUGCCUGUGAUCGUGGAGAAGGCCCCCAAAGCCAGAAUAGGAGACCUGGACAAGAAGAAAUAUCUCGUCCCUUCUGACCUCACAGUGGGUCAGUUCUACUUCCUUAUUCGAAAAAGGAUCCACCUGAGGGCAGAGGAUGCUCUUUUCUUCUUUGUCAACAAUGUCAUUCCACCCACAUCAGCCACUAUGGGGCUUCUGUACCAGGAGCACCACGAGGAAGACUUUUUUCUUUACAUUGCUUACAGUGACGAAAGCGUCUAUGGGGGCAUACAGAGAGAUGUGUAGCGGAUUUCCUCACAAUUACACUAUCCAUCAUUAAUAUAAAAUGAUCAAUAUAUUAGGACACAUGAAGUGUACAUGUUGAAUGCACUUUCAUAUCUUCUUCCUAGACUAUUUAUGUUUAUCUCAUUUGUACUCUAUGCUGCCUUGAUAUUGAUUCAUCUUACCCAAAGUUCCCUGCAGUCUUGCUUUUUGACCUGAUACAUCAUUUAUCUUGGUCUGUUUCUGUAAAUUUGUGAUACAUGUAUCCCAAAAGCCUAUUCAAUGUUCCACACGUCUCUGCUCCUUUUAACUUUCCUUAUUUUUUCUGUGCACUGGCAUAUAUUAUAAAGCUGCUUUGUUAUUCUAGAAUCUUUAUUGUUAAAUGUAAUUUUCAACCACCAUAUUUGCACAGACCAAAACCACUGGACUAUCAUACCAUAUAUUGUUAAGUUUGUGUGUGAGUGUGUUUGUGUACCAUGGCCAAUAAUUAUUAUUUUUAAAUAGAUUGGAAUAACUCUAUUUCAAUAAACAGAUUUCAAAGAUUUCAAAUCAGCUUAACAUAUUGGAGGACAUUGCUUUUAUUUCUUCAUUUUAUUAUUACCAUCAUUUUUUUCUGGUUGAUUUAAGUGAUCUGUUGAUGACUUGAGUGAUUUUUUUGUUUUUUUCCUUUUCCUUGAAAGCUAUAAUUGUGGUGUCACCACCAAUUUUAAACUUGCCAACAUUAUAAAUCUGAUGUAAAACUUC